Anthostomella pinea is the source of this 852-nucleotide messenger RNA. The record is from the annotation of a GenBank genome assembly. NCBI's taxonomy places the organism in Eukaryota, Fungi, Ascomycota, Sordariomycetes, Xylariales, Xylariaceae.
AUGGCAGGUUAUAGCCGUCGCGGCCAGCCCGUCAACGUGUCCCAGUUGCUGCAGGACCUGAACCGCGUCCCAGAGCCGGCGCCGCAGCCCGAGGAGCACCUCCGCAGCCUCGACGAUGAGCUGGCUAUGUUCACCAACACGAAUUUCAUUGAUUGGGAUGCCGGACACAACCGUAGCAAUGGUCCCCAACAGCCGCCGCCUGUCGCUGUCGAGGCUGAGACACCGUCAUCCACGACCACCUCGCCUACUGAGGCCGUCUCCUCCGAGUCGAUGGCAGGAGCAGAAAUACCAGGUUUCGAUUUCAAUUUGGGAGGCGACUUCAAUGGCUUCGAUUUCCACCCAUAUUCGACGCCGAAUGUCUCCGCGUUUUCGGACAACCUGAACUUGCAGCCUAUCCAGCCCUCGCCCACAUUUCCACCCAACGGGGCCCAGCAAAAUGCUUUCGGCCCACAACUGCACGCGUCUGGAGAGAAAGGGAAACCCGAUGCCGCCCCUGUUCCGUCACGUCGGCAGCUGUCUUUCGAGGAACAAUCACGAUUCGCCGCCGAGGAGGACAAGCGGAGGCGGAACACGGCUGCCAGCGCCCGGUUCCGAGUUAAGAAGAAGGCUCGUGAGCAGGCAUUGGAGAAGCGCGAGAAGGAUCUUGCCGACAAAGUCUCUUCGCUCGAGGGUCGGAUUCAAUCACUGGAAACCGAGAAUAAGUGGCUACGAGAACUUGUUAUGGAGAAGACUGGUGGCAGCGAGUCGAUAGUCAAGGCACUACUUGACAAGCGAUCUACCGGCAAGCCAUCGUCGACGUCGAAAGAUUCGUCCGAGGGCAAGUCGAAAGAGAAGGCCGACGUCAACGCAUGA